AAAAGGGAGAAGUGUCUCUCUCUGUCUGAGAGAGAGAGAGUGCAUUUUAAACAGAUCACAGAUCCAAAGGCAGCACGACCACCAUGCACUUCUUCCACAAAUUCAUUGUUUUGUUAACCUUGCUUGCAAAUGCCAGACUGGAUGACAUAGAUCCCACACCAGUCCCAGUGAAAGCCAAAGCUACAGUGAGUUUGGGAGAGCCACGGCUUUUCUCAGGGGAACCUCUGCAGAUAACUUGCAGUGUCCCAGAUGACCUUUUGUCCAAUUGGAGGUACCAGUGGUUCCGUAAUGGUGUACUUUUGAGCUCUACAAAGGUGUACAGUUUAGAGAAGGCACAAGUCCAGCAAAGUGGAAACUAUAUCUGUCAAGGAGAGAAGAGUAUACCAGAUUGGCCUUAUAUAGUGUCAUCAAUUCCAAGCGACCCUCUUAAAGUAGACGUUGAUGGUGGUUGGGCUCUCCUACGAACCCCACUUGAGCCAUUAAUUAUUGAGGAAACGACGAACCUAACCUGUCGCGUGCGCAAUGGCCUGAUCCCGUCAAACGUGAUCUUCUACAAGGACGAGGUUGAGAUCAAGAAACAAACGGGCAAAAAUCUGGUGUUUCCCAGACUCAUGCUUGAGGAUAAUGGCAGUUACUCAUGCAGGGCCACAUGGUUUAAGAACAGGCAAUUUCAGUCUGCUCAUUCUCUGCCUUCUUCUCUGACUGUAUUAGAUAAAUUGGACCCUCCCAGGUUGGAGUUUUACAGAGGUCAGCGUCUGGUGCUCACUGGGAAGGAAGUGGUCUUCAAAUGCAUCACCAAAGUAAAUGCUAGAGAACAAGGCCUGAAUGUAGAAUAUCACUACACCAAAGAUGACAACAGGCUAGGACCUGCUUCAGCCAAAAGCACAUACGUCAUCCCCCAGGUGAACAAAGAUGAUACUGGAAUCUACGCCUGCAAAGUCCGUGUAAGGGCUCUGAAUGUGGAGAAGUGGAGUAACACAUUACAGCUGAAGGUCUGGUCUCUUAAGUAAACGAAAUAGCCAUGUUCCAGACCUGCAAUGUAUGAAGCAAGUUUCAGAUAUUAUCCAAGUUCUUCACUGUUUUGGAAUACCCUUGCAUAAUUUACUGUUUUCUGCCUUUCUCCCAUCCAUCUGAUCACAAUUUUGACCCUUAAAUGUAUGUUUUAUAUUGGAUUGUCAUGAUGCAAGUUAUAUUUUGAAUCUGAGAAACUUUUAUAGCUUACCAUACUUUAUCAUCUAAACAGAAAGCCUUAAGCAUCAGUUUUUGUGUUUUGAUUUUAAUACGUGUGUAUGAUUGAUUGGCUGAUUUAAAUCUGACAAAGCAAU
Neoarius graeffei (lesser salmon catfish) is the source of this 1325-nucleotide messenger RNA. Its product is annotated as high affinity immunoglobulin gamma Fc receptor I-like. Gene Ontology annotation, biological process: cell surface receptor signaling pathway. Bases 84 to 1010 code for a protein of 308 amino acids. The record is from RefSeq and is a predicted model, not a curated record. The transcript is spliced from 6 exons. Gene Ontology annotation, molecular function: transmembrane signaling receptor activity. Lineage: Eukaryota; Metazoa; Chordata; Actinopteri; Siluriformes; Ariidae.